AUGAGGCGAGCAAUUCAGAGGCGUGAAGUAAUUGUAAAUAAGCAGACGUUAACAAUUGCAUGUAUUUGUGCUUUUACGGCAUUGAGAAUGUUCUUUACAUUUUUCUUCUUCGUCACAAGUGUUAUUUGCAUCGUGAAAUCAGGAAGCCGCAUCGAAAAGUGCAAAGGCCAAGUCAGUUUUUCUCAGAAAACGAUCGAUGCUCUCGACACUACCAGCACUUUUAUCGAGACAACUUUUUCGUCGCUCUUGAUCUUUCUUCUCUAUCGCUGGAAAUGGUUUCACUUCAAAAAUUUCCUCAAGGCUCUGCCAAAACAGCGAAGUGCUUGGUCGUGGGCCAUGUUGUGGAUUUUGCGUAUUGUCACGAACGUUCUCAUCGAUAUUAUCCCGUCUGUUAAGAAUGGUAACUAUAUGCUGGUCGUGCUCGGCAUUUCAUUGAGCUUCGAAUUCUUUUCAACAACCAUUUUCGCCUGUGCGAUUCAGUUUGUCUUCCUCACCCAAGUCACAAGAUGGAUCAAUCUUUACUUCACGGAUGCCAAAUGCCGUUUCAUAUGGCUUUACCGGAUUGUCUUACUUACGUACGGCUUUCGACUGCUCUCACUAUUCCUGUACGAUUCUUUUUUGGUUGCCAGGCACAUCGUACGGGAAAGUGAAUAUAAGUCAUAUGACCAAAUUUUGCUGGUUUUGGAUGCUGGUUACAGAGGCAGUCUAUCGUAUUUCUUUUUCGGAAAAUUUUUUGAGUUUUCUAUCCCGGAAGAAGAGGAAGUUGUUCGGGAAGUUCAACUGGAAGAACCAAAUGAAGAGCGAGAAGCUGAAGGACGAGGAGAAAUCAGAGUUGACCCAGAAAAUGAUAGGGAACUCGAUUCCUUGGCAUUAUUAGGGGAAUCACUUCUGGCCUGA
This is a messenger RNA of Pocillopora meandrina, 897 nucleotides long. Lineage: Eukaryota; Metazoa; Cnidaria; Anthozoa; Scleractinia; Pocilloporidae. The record is from the annotation of a GenBank genome assembly.